UCCUCGCGAAAUGACUGAUGGGCAAGCCAAGUUCGAGCUAUGGCCAUCCGCGUUGUUUUCCUCAUCAAGCGGCGUCCUGACUUGACGCAUGAGCAGUUCAGCGAGCACUGGAGCAAGAAUCACGGUCGCAUCUUUACAUCCUUGAAGAUCGUCAAGGAGAAUAUCAUCCGGUACAAUCAAUUCCAUAUUCUUGAGCAGCCCAGCGAGGAAUUGGUCAAGAUUGGCCUCCCCGUUGCUCCUUAUGAUGGUGCUGCCGAAUUUACUGUGGAGAAGCUUGAGGAUCUCCUGGCGCUGUUUGGAGAUGAGGCAUAUCAAAAGAAUGCCUUUCCCGACGAGGACAAUUUCUUGGAUCGUAAUUCUGUGCAGGUGCUUGUAGGCGAGGACCACAUCAAGUGGGUCAGAGGCUUGCAUGAUGGCACGACGGCGACGAGCAAUGCCUUGAACGAAUAGAUGUGAAGCGAAUUUAGUAUUACUUGUAAAUAUGUGCCCCAUUUGCAGUCAAUUGCAUGGAGUUACGUUGCCAGACAGUAUUUAGCUUCCA
Somion occarium is the source of this 541-nucleotide messenger RNA. The record is from the annotation of a GenBank genome assembly. Lineage: Eukaryota; Fungi; Basidiomycota; Agaricomycetes; Polyporales; Cerrenaceae.